Molecule: messenger RNA, 1365 nt
Organism: Uncinocarpus reesii 1704
Lineage: Eukaryota; Fungi; Ascomycota; Eurotiomycetes; Onygenales; Onygenaceae
Exons: 3
Coding region: 1-1365 (454 amino acids)
Molecular function (GO): protein binding
Source: RefSeq, a predicted model, not a curated record
AUGGGCAUGUCUGAGGCUUCCCCUGCCUCUAGGCAGUCCAAUAUCGCUCCUCCUGAUGAUUUUCCUGGUAUUAGGGAGCGGAUAAUCAAAAUUGAAAGGGGUUCACCCUUCAAGGGCGGUUUGGACACAACGGCUUCCCGCUUGCUUAUGAGCGAGGGAAUGGGGUGGAUACCCGCCAGUUGCGACCGUAGGGGAAUGGGGCUCGUUGCAAUGACUGAGAUGACCCGAGGCCAUUUAAUUGCCCAUGAAACAGUGAUGGUUGUGGACGAAACAUUGGAAUCCAUGGGAGGUUCGAUCAAAGAUUACAACGAGAUGCUCGCACAGCGUCUCAAGGCAGUAAAGAACAAUCAGAAGUUUGCCCAUUACUUCUUUGGCCUCGGAAAAGGUUCAGAAGAGAAAUUUGGAAAGCUAGGCGCCUAUUUUGAGAGGAACUGCAUUCCAUGCCCCCUUCCGUCGGGACGCAAGGUCCGAGUGCUUGGUCCCUGGAUCUCGAUUAUCAACCACUCUUGUGCACCAAAUGCGGAGCAGACUCUCCUCGAAACUACAAUCGGAGGUACCAAGUUUAGCUUCGUCGACAUACGCGCAUGCCGAAAAAUAAUGCCAGGGGAAGAAAUCACAGUGUCGUACCAAGAUAUAUACCUAACUGCCGCCGAAAGGAAAAAAUUCAUGGACAAGAAAUUUGGCUUUGAGUGUGCUUGCAAAUGCUGUUUGCAUCCAAACCCUCAUUUGGAAGCGGACUUCCGUUUUGUAAAAAGGAAGCUUCCAAUCGUGCUUUCGCCGGCCGUGGGUAGGACCCAGCCUGCUAAAGCUCUGAAAAACGCAUAUCAUGUUCUCAGCAGGCUUAUGAGAAACGGAAUUCAGGAUCGGAGGUAUCCUGAUAUCCUGGCCUACUGUGCGAGAAUAUGCGCGUUCCACUCAGAUGUAGGCCGAGUGUUGGCCUUUUUGAAUACAGCACAAGCGGCUUUUUACAGAACCCAAGGCAUUGAUGGGCCGGACCUUGCGAAAUUGCUUGAGAUUGAAGCAAAUGUUGAGUUACUAACCCGUAACCGCGACUCGUUGAGGGGUCGGUCGGCCAUCCAAGAGGCACAGGUGGUUGGGGUACUUGACCACGAAGGAUGCAGGAUUGGAUUCAUGCUCCAGGUCAACGAUUGCGACUACCUCCGGCUAUGUGACGCCAAAAGAUCGGAUAGGAAGAGCGGAGCGCCAGGGCUGCUGGAUGACAGGGCUAGUGGCAACGAGCUGCCGGACUUGCCAGCGCUUCUACAGGACCUUGCCUUGGAGAAAAAGGAACAUGAUGAAAUGAGGCUUCGUCCGAGGAAAGAGAAAAGCGCUCAAAAGAAACGAAGAGCUCAGAACAAGAAGUAA